Molecule: messenger RNA, 4072 nt
Organism: Gossypium raimondii (Peruvian cotton)
Lineage: Eukaryota; Viridiplantae; Streptophyta; Magnoliopsida; Malvales; Malvaceae
Product: topless-related protein 1
Exons: 25
Coding region: 271-3789 (1172 amino acids)
Biological process (GO): regulation of DNA-templated transcription
Molecular function (GO): protein binding
Source: RefSeq, a predicted model, not a curated record
CUUAUCAUCUUCUUUAUCUGCCUCCCCCUUUAAAAUUCUCCAUUUCUGCAAGGCUGUAGGUUGGGUUUUUAUAUAAAAAGGAUAUACAAAAGAGAGAGAGAGAGAAGAGAGAGAAAGUGAAAUCUCUGCCUGCCUUUGGUUUUUUCUUUUUUUUUGGUUAAGAGAGAAAGUUAUUUUAAUCUCUUAAAGGGUCUGAAACUCGAUCUCUUCUAAAGAACAAGAUCUGGUGAUUUUCGUUUCAGCGUUGGGAUUUGAAACGGGGCGGCUUCGAUGUCGUCUCUCAGUAGAGAGCUUGUUUUCUUGAUCUUACAGUUCCUAGAUGAGGAAAAGUUUAAAGAGACUGUUCACAAGCUUGAACAGGAAUCUGGGUUUUUCUUCAAUAUGAAAUAUUUUGAGGAUGAAGUGCAUAAUGGAAAUUGGGAUGACGUUGAGAAAUACCUCUCUGGUUUUACCAAGGUCGAUGACAAUCGAUAUUCCAUGAAAAUCUUUUUCGAGAUAAGAAAGCAGAAGUAUCUUGAGGCAUUGGAUAAGCAUGAUCGAUCCAAAGCUGUGGAGAUAUUAGUUAAGGAUUUGAAAGUUUUUGCUACAUUUAAUGAGGAACUUUUUAAGGAAAUCACUCAGCUUCUGACGUUGGAGAAUUUCAGAGAGAAUGAACAGUUGUCAAAAUAUGGAGAUACAAAGUCAGCUAGAGCAAUCAUGUUAGUUGAACUCAAGAAGCUUAUUGAAGCAAAUCCUUUAUUCCGUGACAAAUUGCAGUUCCCGACCCUUAAAAAUUCGAGGUUACGAACCCUGAUUAAUCAGAGCUUGAAUUGGCAGCAUCAACUUUGUAAAAACCCAAGACCAAAUCCAGAUAUAAAAACUCUCUUUGUGGAUCACUCAUGUGGGCAGCCAAAUGGUGCACGAGCACCAUCACCUGCCAAUAAUCCACUUCUUGGAUCCUUACCAAAAGCUGGAGGUUUUCCUCCCUUAGGUGCUCAUGGGCCUUUUCAACCUACGCCUGCACCGGUUCCAGCACCCCUUGCAGGUUGGAUGUCAAAUCCUUCAGCUGUAACUCAUCCAGCAGUUUCAGCUGGUGCCAUUGGUCUUGGUGCGUCUUCAAUACCAGCUGCGUUGAAGCAUCCAAGGACUCCUCCAACUAAUCCGUCUGUAGACUACCCAUCUGCAGACUCUGAUCAUGUUUCCAAAAGGGCCCGGCCCAUGGGGAUUUCCGAUGAGGUAAAUCUGCCAGUUAAUGUGCUGCAGGUAACAUUUCCGGGCCAUGGUCACAGUCAAACUUUCAUUGCACCUGACGAUCUUCCGAAGGCUGUUGCAAGAACUCUGAAUCAGGGUUCAUCUCCUAUGAGCAUGGAUUUCCAUCCUGUUCGGCAGACUCUACUUCUAGUUGGUACCAACGUUGGAGACAUUGCCUUGUGGGAAGUUGGCUCUCGGGAGCGGCUGGUUUCAAAGAACUUCAAAGUUUGGGAUCUUAGUGUUUGUUCAAUGCCUCUUCAGGCUGCUCUAGUCAAAGAUCCUGCUGUCUCUGUAAAUCGUGUAAUUUGGAGUCCCGAUGGUUCUUUAUUCGGAGUUGCUUAUUCAAGGCAUAUUGUGCAAAUAUAUUCUUACCAUGGUGGUGAUGAAGUUCGACAGCAUCUCGAGAUUGAUGCUCAUGUCGGUGGAGUAAAUGAUAUUGCAUUCUCUCUUCCAAAUAAGCAACUUUGUGUAAUAACUUGCGGUGAUGACAAGACAAUUAAGGUGUGGGAUGCUUCCAAUGGUACGAAGCAGUAUACCUUUGAAGGUCACGAGGCUCACGUGUAUUCUGUCUGCCCUCACUAUAAAGAGAACAUUCAGUUUAUCUUUUCAACUGCCUUAGAUGGAAAGAUAAAGGCAUGGUUGUAUGAUAAUAUGGGAUCGCGGGUUGACUAUGAAGCUCCUGGUCGGUGGUGCACAACCAUGGCCUACAGUGCUGAUGGUACAAGGCUUUUUUCAUGUGGAACCAGUAAAGAAGGGGAGUCAUUUAUCGUAGAAUGGAAUGAAAGUGAAGGGGCUGUGAAGAGGACCUAUCAAGGAUUCCGCAAACGUUCUUUAGGUGUUGUGCAAUUUGAUACAACUAAGAACCGGUAUUUGGCUGCUGGUGACGAUUUCUCGAUAAAAUUCUGGGAUAUGGACAAUGUUCAACCUUUGACCAGUUAUGAUGCCGAAGGAGGCCUUCCUGCAAGCCCACGGAUCCGCUUUAAUAAAGAUGGCUCUCUCCUGGCUGUUUCAGCCAAUGAUAACGGAAUUAAGAUUUUGGCCAAUUCAGAUGGUAUGCGAUUGCUGCGCACUUUGGAGAAUCUGUCUUAUGAUAACUCAAGAACACCGGAAGCUCCUAAACCAACAAUAAAUCCAAUCUCAACUGCAGCAGCAGCUACUAGUGCUGCACUUGCAGACAGAAGUGCAUCUGUGGUUGCUAUACCUGGAAUGAAUGGGGAUGUCAGGAGUUUUGCGGAUGUGAAACCCAGAAUAACAGAAGAAUCUAGUGAUAAAUCAAAGAUUUGGAAGCUCACCGAAAUCAGUGAAUCUUCUCAGUGUCGAUCCUUGAGGCUUCCUGAAAACUUGAGGGUGACCAAGAUAUCAAGGUUAAUCUUCACAAAUUCCGGUAAUGCUAUCCUGGCGUUAGCAUCAAAUGCUAUUCACUUGCUUUGGAAAUGGCAGCGAAGUGAUCGUAAUUCAAAUGGCAAGGCAACUGCCAGUGUAUCACCUCAGUUGUGGCAACCAUCAAGUGGCAUUCUUAUGACAAAUGAUGUUGCUGAUACAAAUCCAGAAGAGGCUGUUCCUUGUUUUGCUUUAUCUAAGAAUGAUUCUUAUGUAAUGUCAGCAUCUGGAGGAAAGAUUUCCCUGUUUAAUAUGAUGACAUUUAAGACAAUGGCAACUUUCAUGCCACCGCCACCUGCCGCGACUUUUCUUGCAUUCCACCCACAAGAUAAUAAUAUUAUUGCUAUUGGCAUGGAUGAUUCAACAAUUCAGAUAUAUAAUGUCCGUGUGGAUGAGGUGAAGAGUAAACUCAUAGGUCACUCCAAAAGAAUAACUGGCCUUGCCUUCUCUCAUGCACUGAAUGUGCUUGUCUCAUCCGGGGCAGAUUCUCAGCUUUGUGUAUGGAACACUGAUGGAUGGGAAAAGCAGAAGACUAAAUUCUUGCAGAUUCCUGUUGGGAUAACACCAACUGCACAAUCAGAGACACGCGUACAAUUCCAUCAAGACCAGAUACGUCUUCUUGUUGUACAUGAGACUCAGCUUGCCUUAUACGAAACAACGAAGUUGGAAUGUUUUAAGCAGUGGGUCCCUCGUGAAUCUUUCGCGCCAAUUACUCAUGCAACAUUUUCAUGUGAUAGCCAACUGGUAUAUGCCAGCUUUUUGGAUGCAACUAUUUGUGUGUUUGUUGCUGCAAACCUCAGACCACGUUGCCGUAUAAAUCCCUCUGCUUAUCUGCCAGCUAGUGUCAGGUAUUUGGAUUUUGCCUGCUGUUAUAAUUUGAGUCCAUUUGAACUUGGAAUGGCUGCUACACUAUCCAUCUCAGAUAUAACUAUUCUUAUUCAGAAACGGUCUUUUCCUCUAUGUUGCAGCUCCAAUGUUCACCCUCUUGUAAUUGCUGCUCAUCCAUCAGAGCCAAAUGAAUUUGCGGUGGGACUCUCCGAUGGAGGGGUUCAUGUCUUCGAGCCCCUAGAGUCUGAAAACAGAUGGGGAGUGCCUCAAUCAGCAGACAACGGGUCAGCCAGCAGUAUAACAGCGACACCUUCAGUUGCAGCUCAAGGAUCAGAACAAGCGCAAAGAUGAUGAUGAAAACGGGUGAUGGAGCACAAGUUUCUUUUAUAUACUUGGCUUGCAGGCCCAUCUAAUUUAGGUAUGCUGUUUUUUUUCCCAGUGUCAAAUUUGUCAAGAAACAUAAACAGUAUUGAUGGAAAGGAAAGACAAGACAAUGCCAAAAACAAGUUGAUCCAAUAAAUUGGGUCGUUCACCAUUUUGAACUACAACUGAAUUCAAGUUCCAUAACUACAACAUUAUUUCAUGGUGUUUGUUAGAGCAGCAAUUCAUAAAAUUGCCUAUUUCAAGUUCUCUA